Messenger RNA from Drosophila grimshawi, 762 nucleotides. RefSeq names its product ficolin-2-like. Lineage: Eukaryota; Metazoa; Arthropoda; Insecta; Diptera; Drosophilidae. Bases 88 to 762 code for a protein of 224 amino acids. The record is from RefSeq and is a predicted model, not a curated record. The transcript is spliced from 2 exons.
GAACAGAAGAAAAAUAUUGACCAAAAGAACCAAGAAAUAUCCAAAUUAAAAGAUCAAAUUAAUAGCGAGGCAGUCAAAUUGCAGGAGAUGCAGCAAUCCAUUGAGGAAAAGAAUCAACAAAUAUCCAAAUUACAAAACGAUGUAAAAAAUUGUGAAGUGAAAUUGGAGGCCUUGAAGGAGAAACCUAUUAUUGGUUGCACUUCUUUUGGAGAUGAUCCGGGUGUUCAUCAAAUCAGUUUUUCUAAUUACUCCUUUGAUGCUAUAUGCGACUCGGAGACAGCAGGUCCUGGAUGGACAGUUAUCCAGCAGCGAAUCAAUGGUAAAGAAGAUUUCAACAGGAAUUGGACAACAUACCGCGAAGGCUUUGGUUCCUUUGAUGGAGACUUCUUCUUGGGUUUGGAAAAGAUCCAUCGCUUGACGAGAUUCAAGCCCCAUGAACUCUAUAUAUAUCUGGAGAAAUUUGAUGGCAAAAUAGAAUAUGCGAGAUAUCAACAAUUUGCCAUUGCUGGCGAAAGUGAUGAAUACAAACUGAGCAUAAGUGGAUGCAGUGGCAAUGCCACAGAUAUGUUGUCAAAAAAUAACAAUAAUAAGAAAUUUUCGACAUAUGAUCGUGAUAAUGAUGGCUGGAAUGAUGGCAAUUGUGCAUUAAAACAUCUUGGUGGAUGGUGGUACUCUGACAGGUCAAGUAAACUUGAGUCUCACAGGGAUCUGGAAAAAUGGAUAAAAAUACCUGAAUCUAUCAGUAGCAUCGAUAAGCAGUAG